AUGUCGGAUCAGCGAGACAAUAUCAUUUCCGCAUCACAUGGGUUCCUGGGCGACAUGAGCUCUGCGUUGAUAACGCACAUGGGCCUUACAGACAAGACGAGCCGACCGGUGGCCUUCUUCGACAAUGCUUGCGGCAGCGGUGUCUUGACCCAGGAGAUUCAGAAAAGUCUACCCAAAGGCGUACUAGAAGAAAGCUCUUUUCUCUGCGCAGAUUUGGCGCAAAACAUGGUGGAUCUAGCGAAAGAGAGAGUGGUAAACGAGGGCUGGCUCAACACGGAAGUGAGGCUUCUUGACGCAACGAAAACGGGUCUACCCGCCGACUCCUUUACUCAUAUUGGGCUCAGUAUGGCCCUAAACAUCAUCCCGGAUCCUGAUGCAGUUCUAGCUGAUUGUAAGCGGAUUUUGAAGCCGGGAGGUAUGCUCGGUGCGACCUUGCCGCACCCCGACGGCGUCUUUUGGACGGCGGACAUGCGCUCCGCAUUCCGCUCGUUUCCCUUUUCCGCUCCGUUUCCAGAAAAAUUACCCACACAGAUGCAUGAUCAAGGAAACUGGUCGGACCAGGAGUGGGUUAUAAGUCACCUUCAAGAUCAAGGCUUUGAAAAUGUCAAUAUGAAGACAGCGACUGGCAAGUAUUAUGUGAAAAGUGCCGAACACUAUUCCAAUACAUUUGGAAUAAUGCUAGGGUGGUUUUUGACCCAAUGGUGGGACAAAGAGACGAGAGAGGCCCAUCCCGUGGAAGAGGUCAGGGAACUGAUUAAGAAGCACUUGAGAGAGAAAUACCAGGGUGAGGGCUGGGAGAUCGAAUGGAUGCUUCUUUGUGUGGCUAGCAGCACCCCAUCUACUGCGGACUGA
Colletotrichum truncatum is the source of this 852-nucleotide messenger RNA. RefSeq lists its product as uncharacterized. NCBI's taxonomy places the organism in Eukaryota, Fungi, Ascomycota, Sordariomycetes, Glomerellales, Glomerellaceae. The record is from RefSeq and is a predicted model, not a curated record. Gene Ontology annotation, molecular function: S-adenosylmethionine-dependent methyltransferase activity.